Molecule: messenger RNA, 1632 nt
Organism: Oryza sativa Japonica Group (Japanese rice)
Lineage: Eukaryota; Viridiplantae; Streptophyta; Magnoliopsida; Poales; Poaceae
Source: RefSeq, a predicted model, not a curated record
GCGCAGAGCACACACCAGCAUCCACGCAGCAAUGGCGGGGCCAGCAAGAUGGGCUCUCCUCCUCCUCCUCGCCGUCGCCCUCCUGGUGCCCGCUGCGCUCGCCGCCGGCGGCGGCGGCAAUGGUGGCGCGUCGGCAUCGACUCCGAACAAUGGUAACGGUGGGAACAACGGUAACAAUGGCAACAACGGCAACAAUGGCAACAAUGGUGGUGGGAAUGAGAAGCACGAGAAGUCCCCGCCGCCGCCGCACCACGACUCGCCACCGCCGCCACGUGCUUCACCGCCCCCGCCCGUUUACUCGCCGCCGCCACCACCGCCGCGCUCAUCGCCUCCACCACCGCCUGUUUACUCGCCGCCACCACCGGUGUCAUCGCCUCCUCCACCCGUACCCUCGCCACCACCACCGGUGUCAUCGCCUCCUCCACCCGUACCAUCGCCGCCGCCACCGGUUCCCACGUCGCCGCCGCCAUCACCGCUGCCAUCGCCUCCUCCACCUGUGCCCUCGUCACCGCCACCACCAGUGUCAUCACCUCCACCACCGGUGCCCUCUUCGCCACCGCCGCCAGUGGUGCCAUCGCCUCCUCCACCGGUGCUCUCCUCGCCGCCACCACCAGUGGUGGCAUCCCCUCCACCACCGGUAGUACCAUCACCUCCUCCACCAGGAGCCAGCGACGUGGUCUACUGCACGAACAAGACGAGGUACCCCACCUGCACCUCGCCGGCGUACUGUCCCAGCAGGUGCCCCAAAUCCUGCCACAUGGACUGCGCCACCUGCAAGACCGUAUGCGAUUGCAACCUGCCGGGCGCGGUGUGCCAGGACCCGCGGUUCAUCGGCGGCGACGGCAACACGUUCUACUUCCACGGCCGCCGUGACCGCGACUUCUGCCUGCUCUCCGACGCGAACCUGCACAUCAACGGCCACUUCGUCGGCAACCACGUCCCUGGCCUCAAGAGGGACCCGACCUGGGUGCAGGCGAUCGCCGUGCAGUUCUCCGGCGGCCACCGCCUCUACGUCGGCGCGCGCAGGACGGCCGUGUGGGACGACGACUCCGACCGCCUCGCCGUCGUCUUCGACGGCGAGACCGUGCAGCUGCAGCGCGUCGCGCACGCCAGGUGGGAGUCGGGUUCCGGCCUGUCCGUGACGCGGACCAAGGCGGCCAACGGCGUCCUCGUCGAGCUCGACGGCGUGUUCAAGAUCACCGCGAACGUGGUGCCCAUCACCAAGGAGGACUCGAGGAUCCACAGGUACGGGGUCACCGACGAUGACUGCCUCGCCCACCUCGACCUGGCGUUCAAGUUCUACGCCCUCACCGACGACGUCCAUGGCGUGCUGGGCCAGACGUACAGGAGCAGCUACGUGAACCGGCUCGACGUGUCCGCGAAGAUGCCCGUCAUGGGAGGCGAGAAGCAGUUCACCUCGUCGGGUCUUUUCGCCGCUGACUGCGCCGUCGCUCGGUUCGGGCGCGCCGGCGAUGCCGGCGCCGUUGCCGUUGCCUCCGAGGAGCUGGUCGACGUCAAGUGCUCCACCGGCCUCGACGGCGUCGGGGUGGUGUGCAAGAAGUAGGACAAUUUGCUCUCUCGCAGCGUUCAAGUUCUCGAGAAAUAAUUAGUAUCGGCGUCCGCGUCUGCACG